Drosophila erecta is the source of this 896-nucleotide messenger RNA. RefSeq lists its product as uncharacterized. The record is from RefSeq and is a predicted model, not a curated record. The coding region runs from base 154 to 735 and encodes 193 amino acids. The transcript has 3 exons. NCBI's taxonomy places the organism in Eukaryota, Metazoa, Arthropoda, Insecta, Diptera, Drosophilidae.
GGCGGCUUUAAGCGGCAGCAGGUCGCUUCAGUCAGUCCAAGACUUUAAGCGCACCAAGUCGCCUGCCGCUCCACUCGAAAAGGCCAAGACUUUCGGAGACCCGCCCAUAAAGUAGUGUUACUGUUACGAUACAUUACCCAACAGUUGGCGGCCAUGAAUCUGCGGUAUAUCUGCACUGUGACUCUCGUACCAACGCUCUGCGUGCUGCUGCUGCUACUGCUGGAGUUCGUGGAGGAGGGCCUGGCCCAGAGUUCCGACCCCCUCUUCGAGCUGCCCGUCCAGCUGGUCGGAUUCCCCGUCAUCGUGCUUUCCGUCCGCCUGUCCCAGUUCGCCAAGAAGUUGGCCUACUCCCUCAGUCCCAGUACAUACAGAUCUCGCAGCAGAAGGGAUACCGCCCAUCCGCUGGCUCUUGAUGCCGAGCUGGCCCAGAAGCAGAUCCUGGGUGAGUUCGGACCCCAAGCCUGCAUCCUGGAGGAGCCGUGCCGUGUCCACGCCUCCCGGUAUUCCGGCAGUGCUGAUGGCCGAUUCCCUGAUGGAAAAGCAAAGCCACAUGCCGCCUGGUCGGAGGUGCUGAGGAACUACAAAGUGCAAUCGGGCGUCAGUGGGAUGAAGCAGUGGUAUCUGCUCUCCCUGUUCAUCGGCGAUGCUGUGCGGGAUGUGCCGCUCUGCAAGCACCUGGCCAAAAGGAUGCCCUGUCCAGGAGUCGGACCUCUGCCGGCGCCCCAGCCACGAUGAAGAUCUGGUCGGUUCCGCCUCCUCAGGGGCUUGCCGUAUCAUGGAGGGAGGAGGAGCAUCCGGAUGGAGUCCCCUUAGUCAGUCGCAUCGGACAUCUUUGUUAAUCAUCCAUCUCUCGGCACUCACAUCCAGCAUCCAUGUGCUGUCCUUGUACACCCCAU